AUGCAAGCUGAAUAUGCACGUCUGCUGGCCAGUGACGAGCAACCUACCCCCAAGAAGUUGGCAGACAGCAUUGAGCACCUGGUCACUACGAGCCGCGCCGUUGCACACAAGCUCCGUGAGUUCCGUGGCCUGGAGCACGAUGCUGAGCUCACCUACAUCGACCUCCGCAUCAUAGAGGCAGUUUUCAACGACGACCGGGACCCCGUUUCCGUCCGCGAGCGUGCUAAGGCUUUUGUGGAGCUGGCGGCUGCGGGGUUCCGUGGCGUAAACGUGAUGGCCAAAAACGUCGACGAACUGGUCGCCUCAGAGCCGCCAAAGGAUGAUUUUCGACGGUACCUCAUGGAGUUCGCGCAUUCGGAGGGAUGGGUGCUCGACAGAGGCUUCUACAACUAUGUUGGGGCUCCAGACGCGCGUGAGGAUUACAAGCACGCCAAACUUCCUGGGCGUAUCCCAGACAAGUUCCAGCAGGCAUCUCACAUUGGCGGUGCAGAUGCGGCGAGAUCGAGGCAGCGCCUUGUGACGGAGCUGAGCCAUGCGGCACCAGCGACUCCUGCCGUCAGCGCGCCUGGCGGACGUGGUCCCGCGGUGGCCGCCAAUGGGAGCGUGAACGGCAAUCGUGCACCGCCUGCACCAGCCCCGGCCAUGAACGCGGCGUUGACUGCGCGCCUGCGCGACCGCGAGCGCGAGAUUGCAGACCUCAACGCCCGACUCCGCGAGGCACGACGUACGGGCAACAUGAACGUGGCGGAGGGGGAUGCCGACACUGCGGCACAACGCCACACUGCGCCAGCAACGACUCGACAGCGCGUCCGCGAGAGCACCCCGAAUGUCAAUCAGGGCGCACCGGGUCCUCUGCGUGAUCGCGUUUACACCCCGUUCGUGGCACAGGCCCUCGAUAGGGAGACCGCGAACGUGCGUGGCAAGCAUGGCCCACCGACCGAGCAGCUGAUUAUAUGGGCGGACAACCUGGAAAACGCCAACAAAUUCAUUCCUGGGCUAUUGAAUGGUCUAAAGGACGCAGUUGCCAGCGGGAUCAAGCUGCUCGUUUACUCCACACGGGCUCGCCGCAUGUCAUUCUGGCCGUCCCCGGACCUCAUCGAGGCGACGAUGGCUCGUGCCCUUCGUUUGCGCACAAGGGCACAGCGCCACCAGCUCCACCUUGUGUGGACCAACGACGCUGCUCGUGCGGGGUGGUUCAUCCGCAAGAUGCAAGUUUUUCGUAACACUCGCUGGGAGCAGGGUCGGGCCUAUGUCUACAUCCUCAACGGCUUGCCCUACGAACCCCCCGCCUUCUCUCGUGUGGCGCUGCCAGCGGACAUGACUGCGAACGGGGUGGCCCAAAUCUCUCGCCAGGAUUUCGUCACCCGUCAUCGCGCAGGACCAGGCACAUAUCAGCUGCUUGCCUGGCAUGUCCUCAACGGCCUACCCUUCGCCGCCGACUCGUUUGAGAGGGGCCUCUACAAGUCGUUCCGCCGAGCCAGCCCACCCCCUCUCGUCCUGCGAACUUAUGUCAUUGCCUUCUGGCUCUAUGGGGUGGAGUAUCCGUUGAUCAACGGCACACAGAUGCCACGGUCGGCGCCCCAGAACGACGAGGCGGUGCGCUGGUACCACGACCGCGUGGUCGAGUGGGCCCGAAGGAGCAUUAUGGCGAGCACCCCGGCUACUGGACCGUGGUGGGACCCUAAUGCCCGUGCGUGGGCAUUUCGCCAGGGCAGCUCCGUCAUUAUUUCCGAGGACGGCCUCGAAGACAUUUCUCCGCUGGCUCCACCCCUCCACCCGUUUCCGGCCGCCGCGACGGCAGAUGAUGGCGACGACGAUGAGGCCGAUGCCUAG
This is a messenger RNA of Closterium sp. Yama58-4, 1833 nucleotides long. NCBI's taxonomy places the organism in Eukaryota, Viridiplantae, Streptophyta, Zygnematophyceae, Desmidiales, Closteriaceae. The record is from the annotation of a GenBank genome assembly.